AUGAUACAAAUAAACAGUUCUUAUAACAAUGCUCGUGAUCAUUAUAAGAAUUCUCUUGAACAGUAUAACAAUUUUCCUGAUCCUUAUAACAAUUUUUUUGAUCAUUAUAACCAUUCUCUUGAUCAUUAUAACCGUUCUCUUGAUCAUUAUAACAGUUCUCUUGAUCAUUAUAACAGUUCUCUUGAUCAUUAUAACAAUUUUCCUGAUCCUUAUAACCACUUUCUUGAUCACUAUAACAAUUUUCCUGAUCAUUAUAACCACUUUCUUGAUCAUUAUAACUAUUCUCUUGAUCAUUAUAACAGUUCUCUUGAUCAUUAUAAACGUUCUCUUGAUCAUUAUAACAGUUCUCUUGUUCAUUAUAAUAAUUCUCCUGAUCAUUAUAACAAUACUCUUGAUCAUUAUAACCGUUCUCUUGUCCAUUAUAAUCAUUCUCUUGAUCAUUAUAACAAUCAUUCUCUUGAUCAUGAUAACAAUUUUCUUGAUCAGUAUAACCGUUCUCUUGUCCAUGAUAACGAUGAAGACUGGCUUUCCGUCCUUGCUCUGGGUGAAAUGCUUAAUCUAUCUAUCUAUCUAUCUAUCUAUCUAUCUAUCUAUCUAUCUAUCUAUGUCAAUAUAAGCUAA
This is a messenger RNA of Acanthosepion pharaonis, 621 nucleotides long. NCBI's taxonomy places the organism in Eukaryota, Metazoa, Mollusca, Cephalopoda, Sepiida, Sepiidae. The record is from the annotation of a GenBank genome assembly.